Chiroxiphia lanceolata (lance-tailed manakin) is the source of this 2018-nucleotide messenger RNA. RefSeq names its product RAB39A, member RAS oncogene family (gene RAB39A). Gene Ontology annotation, molecular function: GTPase activity; GTP binding. Gene Ontology annotation, cellular component: Golgi membrane. Lineage: Eukaryota; Metazoa; Chordata; Aves; Passeriformes; Pipridae. The record is from RefSeq and is a predicted model, not a curated record.
AUGCCGGGCGUGGGGGCGAUCGGGGCGCGGUGCAGGCACCGGCCGCGCAGGAGCCCCAGGAAGAGCCCCAAGGCGGAGCCGGGCCAGACAGCCGCCAUGGACGCGGCGAUCUAUUACCAGUUCCGGCUGAUCGUGCUGGGCGACUCCACCGUGGGCAAGUCCUGCCUCCUGCACCGCUUCACCGAGGGCCGCUUCCCGGGGCCGCUGCACUCCGAUCCCACCGUGGGGGUGGACUUCUUCUCCCGGCUGGUGGAGAUCGAGCCUGGCAAGAGGGUCAAGCUGCAGCUCUGGGACACGGCGGGGCAGGAGCGGUUCAGAUCAAUAACACGCUUAUUAUCGCAUUUUUUUGUUGGGUGCUUACUAGUGUUCGACCUCACAAAUCGACGAUCUUUUGAACAUGUGAACUGGCUAGAAGAAGCAAAAAUGCACUGCAGCCCUUUCAGAUUUUUCCUAUUAGUAGGGCACAAAUGUGUAGUGUCACAGCGUGAGGUUAAAGAAGCUGAAAAGCUGUCAUCUGACUGUGGUAUGAAAUAUAUAGAAACUUCAGCAAAAGAUGCCACAAAUGUUGAAGAGUCCUUUACAAUUCUAACGAGACUCUAUGAACUUGUAAAAAAUGGAGAAAUCUCAUAUCAAGAUGAUGGGAAGGUGUCAGAGUGGCUUGUUCCAAAUGUUGUACAUUCGUCAGAAGAAGCUGAAAGCCCAUAAGACGUGCAUUUGCUGAAUUUGUAGCAUGCCAAAGAGCCCAUGGGGUGUUCAGAAUGAUGCCAACCUAAAUAACAGAAUAAUGGUUUUGAAACAGUAUUAGAUCAUGAUAUAGCUGAAUCAUAGAACGUAAUUUGGUUUUGUAUCCUUCUGUCUAGUCAUAAUUCAUAAAACUUUAAGUGCUUUUUUUCUUACAGAGUUCGAUAACUUAUAUUGGGUCUUCAGAAAAAGAAUUAUAUAUGCUAAAGGAAAACUAAUGCAAGACGACUGAGAAAGUGCAAUAAUCAUCGUGACAACAUCCUCGCUUGGCUUUGUAUUUUGAAUACUGUUUAAAAUUCAAGGCUUGAUAGUGAGGAUCAGAUGACGCUCAUUACUUUUGUUCAUCCUGCCUUAGCUUUGGACAAGAAAAUAUUAUAACUUAUACUUUUUUAAUGUGAUUCUUUACUCAAUGCAGGUUCUAAUGACUAUUAAAGUUUAGAAUGCUGUAGAAUUUGAUAAGAAAGAUAACUCUAAAGAAAGCAACUGAAAGAUGCUCCAAUAGCAACCACUUUUGAUAUGACUAGAAUACAAGCCUUACUAAGAGAAAGAAAUGUUUUAGAAAGAUUUUAUUUGUAUACAAAAAUGGAAUAGAAACAAUUGAAUUUUUAUUAAAUAUUUUCUGAAUUGCCAAUGAAACUAAACAUAUGAUCUAGCUGUUAUUUGCUUAUAUACAAACAGAUUUCCCAACCACUGGACGUACAUUUUCGGUGACCAGAUUCUCAGCUGGGUAAUUAUCAUAGUCCACACUGAUGCCUAAGAAUUAGGUUAAUUUACACAAACAAUUCUGUAUUAGCUUUAAAAAUGAAUUUUACUUCUAACUAGAAGUAAAAAUAAGUUAAAAAGUGCUGCAACCCAUGGGGACCCAGGCCUUAAAUUUGAAUAGAGCAAGGACUGUUUUUAUUCUUAGCCAGCAAAUGUUACACUGUUGUCUAAAAAAGGAAGGUUUUAAACUAAACUUAUGAAUAGAGCAUUCGUAGAGGAAAAGAAUUCUAAAAUAAUGUUUGGGUACAGAGAGCAAGAUAGAGACCCCUAUUCUAAGAAAGCUACCCAUAUAGCUUUUAAUAACUAAGAAUAAUAGGAGAAAUCUGUGAACAUGUAGCAUUUUACUGAGCUUGAGGUCAUCUCCUACUCCUCUGAAUAUAACACACACUAGCUUUAUGCAAACUAGGUCUAGCACUUAAAUACCAAAUAAAUCUAUUUCUAUUUUAUUGUAGCAGUAUAAAAGAUAACUUGAUCUUCAGAGUUGAUAGCAUCUACAGUUUAUCUGGGCAUACUCA